AUGCAUACUCCAUCUCUCAAUGAUCAUUCAAUGCCAUUUGAACCUAUAAGUGUUCCGUCUAUGGUUCAUACUUUACCAGAGAUUAGUCAGCUUUGUCAUCUGUGCCAUAAAUAUCAAGGUCAACUAUAUCCAUGUCGAAUCUGUGGAAAAGUCUAUCAUCAACAAUGCAUCAAAGAUAUGGGAAAUAUCAAAUCGUAUCAUUCGAUUAAAAAUGCUCUGAAUUUAAUCGGAUGGUCAUGUCCGACAUGUGAAGAUCUUCGGGUGUUACUCUCAACAGCUGAGUCCACAGAAACAAAUGCGUGGAUUCAAUCAUUAGGUCCACAAACGGUAUUCAAUCUAGAUACCUAUAUCCAAACUCGUUUAAAACCUAAUAGAACUAAGCAUAUGAAGGAUAUCUUACAAACAUAUGUGAAUACAAUAGCUGAUAUAUCAACCAAUCGGUUAACCCAAACAGAUUUGUUGCUUCUUGAUGUUAGCCUUAAAAUUGUUCGCACACCACCGAAACUUCUCGUUAAUUCACUGUCAACAUUCGAACUCUAUCGAAUCAGCCAAUUAUUUCUUGCAUUUUCAUCACCUGAUAAACAAUCCAUUACGUACGAUAAAUUUCAACAAAUUUUAAAUAUGUAUCUCAUGACAACAGUCGCAGAACUAAAACCUGACGAACGACAAUCGCAUAUAAGCGCAUUGGGAUAUAAUCUGUUUGGCAAUAUAAUGAAGUACGAUCAAACAUGGAAUCAGUUCGUUCUUGAUGCAACAAUACCAACUUUACUCGGAAGAUAUAAUCAUCGAACGCCAGAUAGUUUUAUUAACCGUAUCGUUUCCAUCAGACGAUCCAUCGCUUCAUCAACUAACGUUUCGAAAGAAUACGAUAGCAGAGAAUCGUUAGAAAUGUUUAUGAAUCGAGUAUUUCAAAACCUAUCACAAGCAACUGGAAAUGAGAAUAUACCAACAAAUGAUUACCAUCGAUCAACGAACGUCAAAACAAAGACAAAUACGAAAUUGCAAUAUUGA
Molecule: messenger RNA, 1011 nt
Organism: Adineta ricciae
Lineage: Eukaryota; Metazoa; Rotifera; Eurotatoria; Adinetida; Adinetidae
Source: the annotation of a GenBank genome assembly